Messenger RNA from Coniosporium apollinis CBS 100218, 1644 nucleotides. RefSeq lists its product as uncharacterized. Gene Ontology annotation, biological process: nucleobase transport; transmembrane transport. Gene Ontology annotation, molecular function: nucleobase transmembrane transporter activity. Gene Ontology annotation, cellular component: plasma membrane. Bases 1 to 1644 code for a protein of 547 amino acids. The record is from RefSeq and is a predicted model, not a curated record. NCBI's taxonomy places the organism in Eukaryota, Fungi, Ascomycota, Dothideomycetes. The transcript has 4 exons.
AUGAAGUCGAUACCAGGCUUUGAGAGGCAGACACUCUAUGUGGAGCAGCCAAAGAGCGUAUUCGCGGACGGCAAUGCAAGAUGGACAAACAAAGACUUAGACCCCGUCCCGAAGAACGCACGGAAAUGGGGCGUCACCAGCUUUAUUGCGUAUUGGAUAUCUGAUGCCUUCAAUGCCGCGACUUGGCAGUUCGCCAGCAGUAUCAUUGCUAUCGGCCUUACGUACCGGGAAGCCAUAGGCAUCACUGCUUUGGCGUUCUUCAUCAUCAGCUUCGUGAUCGCUUUCAAUGGGGCUACCGGUGUUAUUCAUCAUGCACCCUUCCCAGUCAUUGCCCGAGCAAGCUGGGGUUUCUGGGGGUCAUACAUCGCCAUUGUAUCUCGUGCCAUUCUGGCCAUUUUCUGGUUCGCGAUACAGACUAUGAACGGAGCGAACACCGUACGGGUCAUGAUAGGCGCGAUCUGGCCGUCCUUCCUGACUCUGCCAAAUCACAUCCCUAAAGACCAGGGCAUAACGACCAACACUAUGAUCUCCUUCUUCGUCUUCUGGCUCAUCCAGGUCCCUUUCCUUUACAUGCAUCCCAACAACCUGCGCUGGCUCUUCAUGGCCAAGUCGGUGAUCGUACCCCCGGCGUGGAUAGCCAUUCUCAUCUGGGCCUUCGUCUCCACCAACGACAGCGAGAACUCCAUGUGGAACCAAACAGCCACCAUCUCCGGCAGCGCCUACAGCUGGGCGUUUCUGGCGUCGCUGACCUCUGUCAUAGGCAACUACGCCACACUCUCGGUCAAUCAAGCGGACUUCUCCCGGUACUCCCGCGUAAGCGUCAAGUGGCAAUGCCUCUACGUACCCAUGCUCCCCAUCGUCUUCACCUUCAUCGCCUUCAUCGGCAUCGCCGCCACAUCUGCGGGGGCUGUCCGCUACGGCGAAGUGCUGUGGGAUCCCAUGGCCUUGAUCUCAAAUUGGUCCUCGCGCGCCUGCCGCUUCUUCGCAGCCUUUUCCUUCGCCCUCGCCGCGUUGGGUGUCAACAUCUCCGCGAACAGUUUGUCAGCCGCCAACGACCUCACUGCGCUAUUUCCCCAGUUCAUCAACAUCAGGAGAGGACAGCUGCUGUGCGCAGUAAUAGCCUGGGCGCUCGUCCCCUGGAAGAUUCUGGCGUCGGCGGGAUCCUUCCUUAACUUCAUGGCCGCAUACGCCGUCUUCUUAGGCCCGAUCGCCGCAAUCAUGCUUUUCGACUUCUGGGUUGUGCAUAACCGCAAGUACGACACCCUGGCCCUCUACAACUACAACGGCAUCUACAAGUACUAUCACGGCUUCAACUGGCGGGCCAUUGUCGCCUUCCUUGCCGGAGUGGCGCCCAAUAUGCCUGGCUUCAUCAACGGAGUCAACCCCAGUGUUGAUGUGGGGGUGGGAGUCAGACCGUAUCAGUUCGGAUGGUUGCUAGGAUUCACGAUCACGACGAUAUUUUACGUGGGACUGGAGAAGAUAUUUCCACCGCGGGAAACGUUCAUCGAAAGGGCGGUGUUGCCGGAUGAGGUUUACGAGAGGCAUGAGGAGAUCGAAGGGGUGGGUAUUGAGGUGGAAAUGGGAGAUGAGGAUAACGUAGGGGAGAAGAAAGGCUUCAAGGCUUGGGCGGAUAGGAUGCUAUAG